AUGUGUUUAGAUAAUGUUGAGCCAACCUGUCGUACGGGUCGAACUGUACUUCUGAUACUUCUUGCGUGUCUUUUAACAAUUGUAUUACUCUUCACACUGCUAAUUGUCUAUACUCGAUUAAAUCAUCGUCAUAUAUCAUCGAAUCCAUCCGAUUUUUCUGAAAAUGCAAACAAUCGCUUUAACAAUCUCCUUCACGCAAUCGGUUUGAACAAAUGCGGUCGAUUUAACUUCUUUUCAAUUUCGAAUAACAAUUCUUCAUUGGGACAAUAUCGUCAACCAGAUGCAUCAAACGCGCAUUUAAGUGAAAAUCCCGAUGAAGCUUUGUUAUUUGAUGAUCCCUAUGCUGACGAUGACUUUCAGAGCUCAGCAAGCAAUCCAUGUCGUUCAUUAACAUUAGCGGUUACCUAA
Messenger RNA from Adineta ricciae, 408 nucleotides. The record is from the annotation of a GenBank genome assembly. NCBI's taxonomy places the organism in Eukaryota, Metazoa, Rotifera, Eurotatoria, Adinetida, Adinetidae.